AUGUUCUUCAAGUCGUUGGAUCUGACUACUGCACUCAGACCCUUGCUAUUGCCUGAUGAGGUCCUUCUGUUCGUCCAGGAUGGAGUGGGGUUAUAUGAAGGCAAAUACAAAAUCCAGAACUACCAAAAUGGACAUGCAUAUCUUACAUCGCAUAGAGUAUGCUAUGUCGCAGCGGAGGACUCGCGGAAGUACUCGGUGGCUAUUGAUCUGAAAGAGCUCGAUCGAGUGGAGUCUCAGUCACUCACGCAAUCGAAAAUUAAGGCUGGCUUCUUGAAGUCUUCUCCGAAGGUUACCAUAUACCCCAAACCGCAGAAGAAGACCGACAAGUCAAGGAGCGUAACGGCCAGCCCGGCUGUACCCCAGCAAUCGACACUUCACCCAACACAGUCGCUUUCUCACCUAUCACAAACGAGCCUGGCACAGGGAUUCUCACCUCCAAAGCUUAUCAAUGCCACUUGGAUCUGCCCCAUAUGCUCAUUCUCUAACCCGGUCCCAUCAAAUUUUGACCCUGCAACGGCUAGUGCAGCAACACAUUUACCUCCUUGCCUAGCAUGUGGGAUAAAACCGCCAUUCACAACCGUUCUUAAGGCAGCGAUCAGUGCUGUAACAAGCCGGGAUUCCUUGCCGGGCUCAGUUUCAUCGCCGGUCGUUGCCCAGACUUCAGACCAAUUGGGCGCCAAUGUGUCUUCAACACCUCUUAGUUCCGGAACCACUGUCUCUUGUCCCCGCUGUACCUUUGUGAACCAUCCAUCUCUUGUCGAGUGUGAGAUGUGUGGUGCGCCAAUAUCUGCAAAUUCUGUAGCCAGCGCCAGUCGUGUAGACUCUCCGGCGCCCAUAUUCGAGCAGUCACACAUCACGAACACGGAGGUCAGCGAUUGCAUCAAGUUUUCGUUUCGUGCCGGCGGCGAUAAGAUAUUUUAUGAAAGACUUAAGGGCGCUUUGGUUCAAAGAAAGUGGCUCUUGCAAAAUGCGCCCCCGGUGCCUCCACCGUCCCAGACCAGUUCCUCGCCAGGCUUACCUUCCGCUCUGGUCGAGAGUCCUUCGCCCUCAGCACAACGACAUCCAGGUGUCGGUAUUGCCGGGUUAGAACGCCGAGGACUAGAAACUCGAAGGAUGAAUGAACUGGUCAUAGGUAACGCAUUCGAAGAUCUAGAAGCCUUAAUGGCUUCCGCUAAGCAAAUUGUUGCUCUGGCCGAAACUCUGGCGCGAGAUUCCGGAAUCACCACCAACGAGGGCUCUCCAGAGACUAGUGCUGUGCUGUCGCAGUCUGCCGUUGCUCUAGGCAUGGUGACGACCAGAGACAUGCUCAGUUCAGGUCAUGAAAGUCUCUACCUAUCGGAACUUGCGCGCGAUCUAGCGGAAUAUCUCACGGAUGACAGAAAAGGAAUCCUACAGCGGGAAGGAGGGAUCAUGAGUCUCAUCGAUCUCUGGGCAAUCUUCAACCGAUCCCGUAAUGGAGUAGAAUUGGCCAGCCCGUCUGAUUUCCAGAAAGCAGCGGAGCUCUGGGAGAAGCUCAAGCUGCCAGUCCGCCUACGGCGAUUCAAGAGUGGUCUUCUUGUUGUGCAGAGAUCUGACUGGAGUGACGAGAAGACUAUUGCAAAGCUUCAGGCGUGGAUGGAAGAACUUCGGCAGAUUCCCCCAGAGGAUUCUGCUCCUUGGGAUUGGUCCCUUUUUGGUCGAUCCGUGACUGCGCAGGAGGUUGCGCAUCAGUUCAAGUGGAGCGUCGGCGUGGCUGCCGAAGAGCUAGAAAUGGCCGAGGACCGGGGGAUUCUCUGUCGAGAAGAAGGAAUUGAGGGUUUGCGCUUCUGGCGCAACUACAUCUCAUCCCCUGAAUAUGUCGAUAUAUCUCGCCUUUCCAUCUAA
Penicillium bovifimosum is the source of this 1863-nucleotide messenger RNA. Its product is annotated as ESCRT-II subunit protein VPS36. The record is from RefSeq and is a predicted model, not a curated record. Gene Ontology annotation, biological process: protein transport to vacuole involved in ubiquitin-dependent protein catabolic process via the multivesicular body sorting pathway. Gene Ontology annotation, molecular function: ubiquitin binding; phosphatidylinositol-3-phosphate binding. The coding region runs from base 1 to 1863 and encodes 620 amino acids. The transcript has 3 exons. Lineage: Eukaryota; Fungi; Ascomycota; Eurotiomycetes; Eurotiales; Aspergillaceae. Gene Ontology annotation, cellular component: ESCRT II complex; late endosome membrane.